AUGUCGCAACUCGUCAACCUCUGUAUUGCGCUCAUUGCUGCUCUUCUCCUCGGACAAACAUCCGCCCAGCCUUCCUUGAACUACCCUCCCAGCAUCAGCGAUGGUGCUGUCCUGGGCUUGGACUAUCUUCCAUGUGGAGGUAACGUUCCAGACUAUUCGAGCGAUAACGUCACGGAUUUCCACGUUGAAGGAGAUGCUGUUGCGCUGUAUUCCAACUAUACUCAGACUAUCUGGCAACUCGGUGCAUUUCUCGACACCGGCAAUGGUGUCAAUUACUCUAACCCCUGGACAAUCGUUCUCCCUCCUAUCAACCAGUCUGGUGUGGGCGAUUACUGCAACCCCAGUGUGCCACUUCCAGGCUCCUUUGCAGGAUUGAAGGGAGUCAUUAUGAUCAUUCAACUAUCUAUGGUAACUGAUGGCUCUGUCAAUCAGUGUGCGGCUGUCAAUUUCGUUCCAGGACGACAAACCGAUUUACCUUCAACCUGCACAAACGAUACUGGCGUAUCUGCAACAUUUGCCGCAACUUGGGCUCAGAUGAGUUCUGCUGCUGCUGCUGUGCCUGGGUAUGCAAUAUUAGGACCGCCGUCGUCUUCGGCUGCGAUGUCUUCGACACACAAUAUACCUGCUGUGAUAUGGCUUUUCUGGAUUGGCUAUAUCUUGUGUUUGGUUGCGUGUUUUGCUGCCUUCAUAGACGUCGGUAGAUUUAUUCGAAGACUUGACGAUGAACUGCCAGGAUCAAGUGUCGAUAUUGAGAAGGGAUUUGAGUUGCGAGUCGAGGGAUUUGAGUUACGAGUCGAUGUCUUUUGUGGAACCAUGACUUAGAGAUGUGGCAAUCGAGAGAAUAGCUCUUGACCAUUAAUGGAAAUGUCUGCUCUGUGAACCUGAAGCCUGUGACGCGUUUUCAAAUUGAUAAUCUUAGCAGCCCAGCUUCGCACCUCGGUGUCUUUGCUGUUUGGAAUUGUGAUAUCAUCUGCGAGGAGCUCUUUUAAUCUUUCGAGAGACAAGAAGCGAAGGACAGCAUCGAGGUCGGCCUUAGAUCUUUCUUCUAGUAUGAAAGAGAGUUCAGGGGCGGCUUGGACAUGGCCUUG
Molecule: messenger RNA, 1088 nt
Organism: Mollisia scopiformis
Lineage: Eukaryota; Fungi; Ascomycota; Leotiomycetes; Helotiales; Mollisiaceae
Exons: 3
Coding region: 1-822 (273 amino acids)
Source: RefSeq, a predicted model, not a curated record